CGCUGCCCUGCCGGGUGAAUCAUCGCCCGCGGCGGCCGCUCGCAGUCCCGCUGCCGCGCGCCGAACCCUGACCGCGCCCCUGCGGAGCGCCGCGCCGAGCAGCCGCUGAGACCCACGCUCGCUCGCUGGGCGGCAGCGCGGGCACCGGGCCGACCAUGGCGGGCAUCGCAUUCAAGCUGGCGAAGGACCGGGAGGCGGCCGAGGGGCUGGGCUCGCACGAGAGGGCCUUCAAGUACCUCAGCCAGGACUACGCGGCGCUGCGGGACGAGUGGCUGGAGGCCGGGGCGCUCUUCCAGGACCCGUCCUUCCCGGCCCUCCCGUCUUCCCUGGGCUUCAAGGAGUUGGGACCCUACUCCAGCAAGACCCGGGGCAUCGAGUGGAAGCGGCCCACGGAGAUCUGCGAUGAUCCCCAAUUUAUUACUGGAGGAGCCACUCGCACAGACAUCUGCCAAGGAGCCCUGGGUGACUGCUGGCUGCUGGCAGCCGUUGCCUCCCUCACCUUGAAUGAAGAAAUCCUGGCUCGAGUCGUCCCCUUGGACCAGAGCUUCCAGGAGAACUACGCGGGGAUCUUCCGCUUCCAGUUCUGGCAGUACGGCGAGUGGGUGGAGGUGGUGGUGGACGACAGGCUGCCCACCAAGGACGGGGAGCUGCUCUUCGUGCACUCGGCAGAGGGCAGCGAGUUCUGGAGCGCGCUGCUGGAGAAGGCCUACGCCAAGAUCAGUGGGUGUUACGAAGCACGCUCGGGGGGUGCCACCACUGAGGGCUUCGAGGACUUCACCGGAGGCAUCGCCGAGUGGUACGAGUUAAGGAAGGCCCCUCCCAGCCUGUUCAAGAUCAUCCAGAAGGCUCUGCAGAAAGGCUCUCUCCUUGGCUGCUCCAUCGAUAUCACCAGUGCUGCAGACUCGGAGGCCAUCACCUUCCAGAAGCUGGUGAAGGGGCACGCGUACUCGGUCACUGGCGCCGAGGAGGUGGAAAGCAGAGGAAGCCUGCAGAAGCUGAUCCGCAUCCGGAAUCCCUGGGGAGAGGUGGAGUGGACCGGGCAGUGGAACGACAACUGCCCAAACUGGACAACUAUUGACCCUGAGGUGAGGGAAAGCCUGACCAGACAGCAUGAAGAUGGGGAAUUCUGGAUGUCUUUCAAUGACUUCCUGAGGCACUAUUCCCGCCUGGAGAUCUGCAGCCUGACCCCUGACACGCUGACCAGUGACGCCUACAAGAAGUGGAAACUCACCAAGAUGGAUGGGAACUGGAGGCGGGGCUCCACCGCGGGCGGCUGCAGGAACUACCCGAAUACCUUCUGGAUGAACCCUCAGUACCUGAUCAAGUUGGAGGAGGAGGACGAGGACCAGGAGGACGGGGAGAAUGGCUGCACCUUCCUGGUGGGUCUCAUCCAGAAGCACCGGCGGCGGCAGAGAAAGAUGGGCGAGGACAUGCAUACCAUUGGCUUCGGCAUCUAUGAGAUUCCAGAGGAGUUCACAGGACAGACCAACAUCCACCUGAGCAAGAACUUCUUCCUGACGCACCGAGCGAGGGAGCGGUCGGACACCUUCAUCAACCUGCGGGAGGUGCUCAACCGCUUCAAGCUGCCCCCGGGGGAGUACAUCCUGGUGCCGUCCACCUUCGAGCCCAACAAGGACGGGGACUUCUGCAUCCGGGUCUUUUCCGAGAAGAAAGCCGACUACCAAGUCGUCGACGAUGAAAUCGAGGCCAACCUUGAAGAGAUACCGUACUGCUUGAGCCCCACCCGCUCUGUCCUGAACAACCCAGGAGCAGCGGAGCAGAAAAUAACCCCAAGGGUUUAGGAGGCCCCCAGGAUUUCACGAGCACAGCUUGAAACUAGGAUUGAUGUCAGCGAGGACGACAUCGAUGAUGGAUUCAGGAGGCUGUUUGCCCAGUUGGCAGGGGAGGAUGCAGAGAUCUCUGCCUUUGAGUUGCAGACAAUCCUGAGGAGAGUUCUGGCAAAGCGUCUGAACGUCAGCCUGGGGAUGGUCUCCAGAAGUCCCGUGGACUUCACUCUGGCCCAACCCCAAGAGAUAAAAAUCCUCCUCUUGAAGCCAAAGAAGGAUCCAGGCCAGUGGGGUCUUCCAUCACAGUGCACGUGAACGACACGCAUGUGGUCCCUCACAGGAACCACGUGUGACCGAUCCAUGCCCUGUGGCCUCCAAACGAACGGCUGCAUUUGAGCUUCUUCGCAGAGCUGCAGCCACGGGGUCCAGCGGCCAGGGUAGGACUUCCCCAAGGCAGACCCUGGUCCUCGGCCCCCUCCUCCGAUCUGGGGGUGACGAGACGUGGUGUUUACCCUCGAGGCCACCAGGCACGAGUGAGGUCACAGGCUGUUAAGCUGUGUGGUUGUCAUGAACCCAGGGACACUGAGCCCCAUUGUCAGAUAACUGUGCUAGGCAUUUUUAUAAUUGUCUUGUCACAGUAAUCCUGGGAAGUGAACCUAUUACCCCCAUGUUCUAAGUGGUGUAUCUUAAGUGUAGAAUUCCUAUAUCCAACAUAAAUGGCCAUGUUGAAAGAAGGAAAGAUGUCAUUCAAGUGUUUUCCUAUUCUUUUUUAUUAUUACUAUGCCCUUUGCAAUGCGACACUGUGAAAACAGCCCUUUGGGGGCAUCUCCCUUUUCCAGAAUCUCUCCUUGGCUCACCACCAGCUUGGUUUCCUCAUGGGGAGUGUUUUACUUGGCCUUCCUAUAUCUGAUAAAGCUACAAACAAACCAGGAGAGGCCAGCAGGGUGUUAGUGCCCAGAAGGGAACGGCUUUGGGAUUUCAGGCGCAUAUCUCUUUCCUUGGAAUCCUUUCAGCAUGUGGAGAAGGAGGCUGGUAUCUGCAGUUAGGUAUCAGAUGUGACCAGAACAGGCUUUUGAGUAUUCUGAUUUCUUUCCUGGGUCCCAAGGCUUGUUUCAUCCCAGGAUGCAUCUUUUUAAGGUGAAAAGCCUUAACCUCCGGAGAAGUUUAGGAGAGUCUGAUCUCCAAAGGUGGAGGAAAGGCAAUACCUGGACCAUUAACUUGAAAUCCUUUCUUGUGAGCUAGGGUUUGACAUCUCUUUUUGAUCUUUGGACUGGGGCCUCUAUAUUUUCCAGGCUAGUUUAAGCAUUGAAACUAGAUGUGAAUCUCUUUCAAGACCUUAAAUGUUUUAGAUAGUCAUGUAGUGACUUGGAUAGGCAUUUAACUAAUUUGUUCCAAGGUCAGAAGAGCCCAAGAAUUCCCCAGAGUUCCUCUCUUUGCUUCUAAAGGCACAACCUCUAAAGAAGAUGACUCAUGUCUCCAUGGCAACUGUUAAAGGUGCUGCCUAGAGGGGACCUGCCUCCACCCUCACUUACUUAGCUUGAAAGAAUCAAAAGAAUUUCCUUGUGUCAAGGGGGUGCUAUGUCCAGUUUUCUUAUGAAAACUGUUGUCAAGAUUCCUGCCUCUUUCUGACAUGGUAGCUGUCAAAUUCCUUCAAGGUGAUGUAGGAAAUGGCUCUUAUCUCUUGGAAGCCAGAGAAAUUGCUUUAAUUCACCAAGACUCACCCCUAAACCAAAGGCCUUAUUCUAAUGCUGUCUUCCCUCUCUACUCUGAAUUCUCCCUUCUUUCCUUUCCAGGGGUUGUUUUUAGCCCAAGGCUUUGCAUCUGAUUGAGUAAGACUUAGAGGCAGUAAAAAGAACACCGUGAACUCAGCCAGAACCGCCUUAGGGUCCCUAGGGUUGAGAAUAGCUCUAGAACCUCGGGGACCCCUGGGCUUAGACCCAGAAGUGAUAGAACAGCCCCUGAUUUCUGGCAUUUCAGUCCAGAUCUUCAAGGACUGUUCUCCCUUGACAGUCAAGUGAGCAAGGAAAGUUUCGCAGUAGAUUGCAAGCCAGCUUUUCCGUAUCUAUUUUCCUGGAGCAGAACAAGGCAGCUGCCUUAUAGGACUCUAAAUUUGGAUCAAUUUCCUAACACACACACACACCCCCCCACAGAAAGAUACAUGGAGAAAAAAUAUAUAACUACUUUAUCAGUGAAGUACUUCAAGGAAGAGCUGCAUUUUGCCGUACUGUAAUCUCUAAGAUAAUGUCUAGGAAAGCAUUCGUGUAAUUAUAAUAAUACCAAACUAGGAAAAGCUAGUGAUCACUCUCACGAAAGUCUGAGUUAGACUCGAAUAGGAGGAUGAAGGUCUGCUGGUCGUCAGGUCUUGUGCCCUCUCCGUGCCAGGAUGCCUGCCACUAGCAUCUUUCACUCACCUGGGCUUUAACCUGGACUCUGGCAGCCUUUCCCAGCUCCAGCACAUACAGGACCCAUCCCUCAGGACACGUGCCAGGUCUAGCCGUAUACCCCAGCGUUUCUCACACGCUCUCCCACUCAGCCAGUAUGUCCCUGACUGUGGCACUUCAGCAGCUCCACUGGGCACUGGGACGCCAGCGACUGGGGUUGGGGCCCCUUCGUCUAGGUUGGCCCAGAUGUAACAUCUUUAGCAUUGCCUCUUCCAGUGUCGGGCUCUCAUUUAUUCGACAGAUUAUUUGGAGCCCCUAGUAUACUCCAGGCACUGAGCUAAUCCCCAGCAAUACACGGUUGACCCAAGCCCAGCUCCCGCCCUCGAGGAGCCCACCAUUAGUGGGGAAGACAGUGUGGGAAGUGCCGCUGCAGGGAAUUACUGGGUGCCGUGGGAGGCGCUCAGAGGCACAGCCGCCCAGCUUUGGAACUCGGGGGCUUCCUAAAAGAGGGGACAUCAAAGCUCCAGUUUGUCAGAGGCCUGAGGGAGAGCAUUGCAAAGGGCCUUCCUGGCCGAGGGGACAGCAUGGCGCUCGGCCAAAGGAGGGACAGCGUGGGUUGUCAGGGCCUGUGUGCAGAGAAGCAGCUGGAGCUAGGAGUUGAGGAGGGAGAAGAGAGGGACGUGGCCAGGGCAAUCAGUGACCCAGCCCAGGGGGCAUAAAGAGAGCUGUAGGUGACGCUCUGCCCCCUCUGAAGCCCACUGCCGAGGCCACCCAGCGAGGUAAGUGUGAUCCCCAUCAGGACCAGAUUUUCCCUCCUCGCCGUGGAGGUACACGGUUGCUCGCUGAGAUGAUUUAUUCCUGUGUCUCCUCCACCCCUCCCCCAGCUCCUUGUCCUCUCCCCCAGAGGUGUUUGAUUUCAAGAGCUUUAACCUGGGCUGGAUUUAGAGACAUACAGGGGACAGCUCUGGGUCAUCCUGACCUGGCUGUAGAACCACCAAGGCUAAAAAUACCUCUUGGGAACAAGGCGGCCAAGACCCCGGGAUGAGGGUGUACCCUAAGAUAAAUACACGGGAAGCCACCUAGGGCUUCCCAACUCGGGGGUGUGAGGUCUCCAUUCAUUCUACCGAAGGGCAGCCUCCCUUGGACAAACUUUCCCCGGGUUGGGUCAUACCUGGCGGCCGAGCCUCUGCCGUGUCUGCAGUGUGCACCUGUGUCCUGCCAAAGAAAGGGGAGUUAACAAACAGAAACAAAAAAGCACAGAUGGAUCGCGUGCACAUGGAAAAUACCCGCAAGCCUAGGCAGCUGCCGUGAGCCUCGUGGGGACGGGGAGGCCCCUGGAGCCCUGCGCUCUUUGCCAGUGACGCAGGGAAGGCUCAGAGACAGCAGACAGAGUCUCUCUGUGCAGACAGCUCGCGGUGCCUUUUAGGUUUUCCAAAGAACCUAUUCAGAGCUCAGAGCGUUGGGUUUCUCUUCCCUUUGCCCCCAGACAAAUAAUUAGAGACUUUAUAAGGAGAAGAAAAGAAAUUAGAUGAAUCAAAAUACCAGCUGUGAGGCAGCAUGGUUGCAAGAAACUCAAGAAAAGGCCACAAUAGGUAACAAUUUCCGUGAGGAGUUGGAGGCACUGGGGGCUGAAGGCAGUUUUCCUAGCUGAGGGGCUCAGGUCUCCUGACCCCAGAGGGCCCUGAGGACGGCUUGGGGCUCACGAAUUUUGCAAGACCUCCACACCUGCCCUCCUGGGUGCAGCCUGGCAUAUUCACCAGCCUUCUGGACCCUUGGAAAGAUUGUUGCUCAAACACCUACUCUUUUCCCAGAUACUCCUCUGGCUCCUUACUGAGGAAUUUCUAAUUCUGUGUCUUGUGGUUCCCACGCGACUAUCCCACCAGCCUAGACGUUUUAAUUAGAAUUCGGCCUGUAGUAAUCACGAUGCUGGAAACUGACAGAAUAUUUGGCCUCAAAUACACCUACUUUAAAAUGAAGGUCCUGGAAGGUCCCCUUGGUCGGGGCGUGGUCAUGGAAUACGGCCAGGUUUGCCUUAGGGCACCCUCUCCCCAUUGUCUGCCCUGGUCCAAUUCCCUCUCCAUCACCAGGAAGAGAUCAAAAUGCUUCCCUGCCAGGUGUCAGUGGCUGUGUAUUUGCUCUUCCCAAGGGCAUUUGUGUUUUAUUUAGGAUGAGGCGUUACAUUCAAGGAAAAUCUAGUGGCAGGAUCAGGAGACAUCAGCUCUCCUUCAGGUCUGGGAGAUCAUCUUGAGGCAUUGCUCUCCUGAGCACCUGCAGAGGCUUCCUCAGGUGGGCGUGGGAGCCCCGCAGGGAAGCCUGCCCAGCCCUCCACGUGCACGUGAAUUCUGUAAAGCGGUGGGUGCCCAUCUGUUUGGACCACACGUGGCUGUCAGCAAAAACCUUGUGAGAUGCAUCCCCCCCCGUAUGUUUAUUAAUUUAAAGUAUAUAUUCAUAUACUUCUGUACUAAAACAUUAGGCACAUUUUUUAAAGUGCACAACAUAGAAAUUUUUAAAGAAUAAGAUACAAAAUAUUAUAGACAGAGGUUCUGGUAUUUUCACUCUGAAGCCCUGAGGGUUUGGGUGCCCCCUAGUAUUAAUAUGUGCACAGCCACUUUGGACACCAACCACCAUUUCAAGAGCAAAUCCUCACACCUUGACGGCAUCCAUCCCAAACUACUGUGCUGGCACUUGGCCUGAAGCAUAGGAAGGUCUUAAAGCAAAAUCCCCAGGAGAUUCUAAUCUGGGAGACAGGGCAAGCAAACUCUCAAAUGGCAUAAACUUAAACAAUUCAAAACCCCAUCCGACAGGAGAGUGGACACCCUAGGCAGUAGUGGCUAUAGGUGCUAAGAAAAGAUCAGGUACACUGUACAGAGCCAUGGGGUUGCUCAUAUUCCCUCUCUGGGUCUCCAGAAAAGGACAUUUGGCAAUAUCCCCAGCUCUCUCAUGAUUGGAAUUCUUUGAACCCUCAAAGUUCUUCAGUAGUACUAUUAUUCCCCACAGCGCAAGUGGGUCCACGUCGCUUGAAUAUUAUUUCUGAUUUGACCACCAAGAUAUGAUGAUGAUUCUGUUUCAUUUGAAAGGGUCUGAGAAGGUAUACAGGUCUAAUUAUAUAUACAUAUUUAUACAUGUGUAUUUUUGUUUAUUGUUACAUUUUGACAUUGGACUUUCUAUUAAAUAAUUUUUAACAGUU
Molecule: messenger RNA, 7355 nt
Organism: Balaenoptera acutorostrata (minke whale)
Lineage: Eukaryota; Metazoa; Chordata; Mammalia; Artiodactyla; Balaenopteridae
Product: calpain-2 catalytic subunit-like
Exons: 16
Coding region: 156-1802 (548 amino acids)
Biological process (GO): proteolysis
Cellular component (GO): cytoplasm
Molecular function (GO): calcium-dependent cysteine-type endopeptidase activity
Source: RefSeq, a predicted model, not a curated record